Molecule: messenger RNA, 1719 nt
Organism: Debaryomyces hansenii CBS767
Lineage: Eukaryota; Fungi; Ascomycota; Pichiomycetes; Serinales; Debaryomycetaceae
Gene: PEA2
Product: Pea2p
Exons: 1
Coding region: 1-1719 (572 amino acids)
Source: RefSeq, a predicted model, not a curated record
AUGAUUGACAAUGAAGCUCUUAUGAAGAGCUCGCCUUUUCAAGUUAUACAUGGCGGAGAUUCCGAUCUCAACUACAACUUGAAGAAUACCACUCCAGAGUUGCUUAAGUUCCAAUUACAAGAACAAUACAGAAACAAGUUAUCCGACUUACACGAGAACCAUCAUGAUUUACCAAAUUUGAACUUGUUAUAUACCCAGUUUCUUCAAGGAUCAUUUAAUAAUCAUUUACAAACAAACAUAGAUCAAGAGCAUAUCACACUCGAAGCGGAAGUGCCCAGCUUAUCGUCAACUCCAAUAACAGAUAAUGAAGAGGAAGGAUACAUAACUAUAGGUGAUAACAAGGCUAAUUAUAUAAAUUUACGUGUAUUAAUUGAAAACUCAGUCUUCGACACUAGCAAGAUAAAUAAGGAUGCAAUACUUACAUUACCAAGGUUAAAGAAGUUGAAACAAGAAAUUGAAGAUAAAAAAGAAUUUAAACAAUACUUACUAUCAAGAUAUGGGAUAUCCCAACAAUUUUUCACGGAGAUGUUAAAUACCGACAAGCAGGAAAGCUUAAAUUUGGAUGCCCCGUUAUUAUUAAAGUUCUUAAAACUGAACAAUUAUUUGCAACAGCAGCUUUUACAAGUCAGUGAAUAUUUAGACAAUUUGAUAUUGCAGUUAAACAAUCAUAACUUGACGUGCUUGGUAUUGGGUUACAUUGAAGACAUUAAAUUGACUUCUCUAUCUGUUACAGGGCCUCCCUUGUCAACGUCGUCCCCCUUCACAUCACCUAAACGAAUGCCGAAAUCCUCUUCAACACUUAUAGAACAACCGCUGAAGCUGGUCAGUAAGACAUUUGAUAGCUUAUUUUCACAUAUUGCAUCUAUUGCGGUGCAACGCAAUAUUCAGUUGCCGCAGCCCUCAGCAAAUACUGACCCAGAAACAAUACAAUCGCGUAUUCAAUGGGCUCAAGAUUGCAUUGAUACGAUUCUUUCAACUCAACCAGUUCUGAUGCGUACACCAGUCAAUGAAAAGUCAAUGGACUUAUCAGCUGAUGAAACAUCUUCUAGGAAUGACUUUUCUCAAGAUCAUUCUUUUUUAAAUGAAUCAUCUAUUACAUCUGCUUCACCUCAGAAAUCGCAAAACAAUGGAAAACUUCUUGCUGAAUAUAAAACUGCAUUAAAUGACUUGAGAUUUUCUCAUCAGUAUCUAUCUAAAGAAUACGAGCAUUCGAGGGAAAGUUCACUCAAAGUGAUUCAAGAAUAUCGUAAGAAAAAUUCCAUACUAGAAAAAGAAUUGAACAAAUUGAAAAAAACAAAUCUGUCUAAUCAAUCUAGUACCGCGUAUGAUAGUUCUGACAAUAUUGAUGCUAAAGAUAGAGAAAUAUCCAAACUUCGUAAGGAGCUCAAUUUGUUAAAGAUUGAUAAAUUGGGGAUAAAGAACAGUGCCACCAAACUUGCUUCUCCUAAUAGUUCUAAUAGUGCAUUAUCUGCAUUGUCGCCAAUAACUAGUAAUUUUCCGUCGAGCUAUACCGAUGUGGAUGGCAUUGAAACUGAAUCUGUAAUUCCUAGUAGACCCACGUCUACAAAUUCUAGCUCAACCAGUAACGGUAUAUUAAGAACAGAGUUUAAGAAGAUUGUUGAAGAUAUUCAUGAUCAGUAUGAAUUACAAUUGACUGAGGAAAGAUACAAAAGAAGACAAUUGCAGGACAAAUUUCAAGAAUUCUCUACACAGAAAUAG